CUAGCUGGUUGUACUUCCGGUGCUAAAGGUCAACUCGUCUGGAAGAAGCAGCGGUCUAAGAAAAUCCAUCAAAACCGACAGAAAAAGGCGGCUGAAAGCAUGUCUCACACCAUCCUGCUGGUGCAGCCCACCAAGAGGCCCGAGGGGAGGACGUACGCCGACUAUGAGUCCGUCAACGAGUGUAUGGAAGGUGUGUGUAAGAUGUAUGAGGAGCAUUUAAAGAGAAUGAACCCCAACAGUCCGUCGAUAACGUACGACAUCAGCCAGCUGUUCGACUUCAUCGAUGACCUGGCUGACCUCAGCUGCUUGGUGUAUCGCGCCGACACGCAGACGUACCAGCCGUACAACAAGGACUGGAUCAAAGAGAAGAUCUACGUCCUGCUCCGCCGUCAGGCUCAGCAGGCGGCCAAGUGAAGCUCCAGGAGGGGAGUCGGGGGGGGUCGAUGUUAUUUUUACCAUCCGUAACGUGUGUUUCAAAGGUUCCAGUAACUUGUUUUCAGAAGUUUUUGACAAAGAUUUUUUUUCCUUUUCUCAUGUGGGGUGAAGUGUAUUUUGUAUUUUAAUGCUUGACUUAUUAAUAAAGAUUCCUUUUAAGUAACAAACA
This is a messenger RNA of Stegastes partitus (bicolor damselfish), 604 nucleotides long. Its product is annotated as ERH mRNA splicing and mitosis factor. The coding region runs from base 100 to 414 and encodes 104 amino acids. Lineage: Eukaryota; Metazoa; Chordata; Actinopteri; Pomacentridae. The transcript is spliced from 4 exons. The record is from RefSeq and is a predicted model, not a curated record.